Molecule: messenger RNA, 1278 nt
Organism: Aethina tumida (small hive beetle)
Lineage: Eukaryota; Metazoa; Arthropoda; Insecta; Coleoptera; Nitidulidae
Gene: Mul1
Product: mitochondrial E3 ubiquitin protein ligase 1
Exons: 3
Coding region: 171-1193 (340 amino acids)
Biological process (GO): organelle organization; protein ubiquitination
Molecular function (GO): ubiquitin-protein transferase activity
Source: RefSeq, a predicted model, not a curated record
AUGCAUUCUACAUGUCAUAAAAAUAAAACACUGCAUGACACAAAAUUGACAUGUAGUAUUGAUAAAGAUUAUAAUUAUCAUUUACAAAAGCACUUUAUACACAAAUAUUAAUUAUACUUAUACAAAUUAUGAAGUAGUUUAAAAAUAAUCAAACGAACUCGUGGCCAAAAAUGGAUUAUAUAGUCGAAAGUAUUGCCCUAGGAAUAGAUUCCUUAAUAUUGAUAGCAUGUAUCAGGCAAUACUACAAGCACAAGAAUGCAAUGUCCAUGAUACAGGGUGCCCCUUUCCUGGAGAUCAACAAGGACUUGAAAGAAAUCGUGCGGACACAUCCAGAAUCCAAAUUAUCGUAUGUAUCAAUCAGAGGCACUGUCAACCCACUUGGUAACCCCAUUGUCAGCAACAAUAAUCCUAAUGCAUCUGGUGUGGUACAAUUAAUACGCAUCAAGGAACAUGUUGUGCAGAGAAGUACAACUGGCUUUUGGGCCGAUUCUGAGAGGACAAUUCAGGAAGUUCAUAACUUCAUGCCUUUUACCUUAAAAAAUAACUCUAUGCAAGUCGAAAUUGUUGACCCACUAUCUGCUGAAGUUUUAGACAUGGAUGUUGUAUUUGAUGAAUUCAAACCAACUGUGCCAACUGUUAUGGAUCAUAUAUGGGGAUUUUUCUCUGGAGUGAGGCAAAGGGGUGUACAGUCCACUGAAAAAAUGUUGAGGACUGGUACAAUAGUGACAGGCAUUGGGGAGCUGGUGUAUACAAAUGAUGGUAGCCUAAGGUUACAGCCUCCUCCCAAGGCACCAUUUUACUUAACAAACAUGCAAGUUACUUCCCUCGUUAAAAAGCUGGAUGGCUCAAAAAGAAACUAUAGAUUUAUGUGUAUAAUAUUUGGGACUGCUGGCAUUGUACUUUCAGUAAUGAUAUUUAGGAAGUACUGGAUGUACAGGAAGCAACUGGUUGAGGAUCAACAGAGGAAAAAACAAAUUGAGGAGUCCAGAAGGAAUAGACGUAGGCAAAUGAGGGAAGAGAAUGUUCCUGAAAGUCAACUAUGUGUUGUCUGUAAAACCAAUCCAAUUGAGAUAAUCAUCUUACCAUGUGGUCAUGUGUGUUUGUGUGAGGAUUGCCAAGUGGAAAUUAGGGAUUGUUGCCCAGUGUGUAGGGCAACAAUAGAAAAAAAAUCCGUCGCUUUCGUCUCAACAUGAUAGCAAUUCUAAUGUCAAUUUUGUAUCAUAAACAUAUAUGAUUUUGUAUAUAGUUUAUUGAAGUAAAUUAUUCAAUGAUAUAUUA